Chrysochloris asiatica (Cape golden mole) is the source of this 2375-nucleotide messenger RNA. It is a transcript of the gene ANKEF1, whose product is annotated as ankyrin repeat and EF-hand domain containing 1. The coding region runs from base 48 to 2375 and encodes 775 amino acids. Gene Ontology annotation, molecular function: protein binding. NCBI's taxonomy places the organism in Eukaryota, Metazoa, Chordata, Mammalia, Afrosoricida, Chrysochloridae. The record is from RefSeq and is a predicted model, not a curated record. The transcript has 9 exons.
UAGUUUUUGUUUUGGUCCUGAAAGCAUUUUCAAGAAAUUGGUAAAGCAUGGCUUUAGCAGAUAAAAGACUUGAAAACUUGCAAAUCUACAAAGUUCUUCAGUGUGUUCGAAGCAAAGACAAGAAACAGAUUGAGAAAUUGACCAAGCUUGGAUACCCUGAGCUAAUCAAUUUCACAGAACCUGUGAAUGGCCAUAGUGCCCUGCACUUAGCCUCGGUUUCCAAUGACAUUGAUAUGGUCAACUUUCUCCUCGACCUUGGUGCUCACCCUGAUGUGCAAGACAACAUGGGCCGUACUCCAACCAUGAAAGCUGCAGAGCUGGGCCAUGAGUUGUCAGUGGAAAGAUUAGCCAAGGCAAAGGCUGAUAUGACCUUAGUUGAUCAUGAAGGAAAAGGUAUUUUAUUUUACUGCAUUUUACCUACCAAGCGGCACUACCGUUGUGCUCUGAUUGCCCUGGAACACGGUGCCGAUGUCAACAAUGUUACCUUUGAAGGAAAGCCGAUUUUUCUCAGAGCUUGUGAAGAAGCGCAUGAUGUUAAAGAUGUGUGCCUGACACUUUUGGAAAAAGGAGCCAAUCCAAAUGCUAUCAACACAUCCACAGGUCGUACUGCUUUAAUGGAAGCCUCGCGAGAAGGAGUCCUGGAACUAGUUCGAGGGAUACUGGAGAGAGGAGGUGAUGUUAAUGCAUUUGACAACCAACGACAUCAUGCUGCUCAUUUUGCUGCCAAAGGAGGCUAUUUUGAUAUAUUGAAGCUUCUUUUUGCCUACAACGGAGAAGUGGGGCUGAUAGCAAUGAAUGGGAACACACCGCUUCAUUAUGCUGCCAUGGGUGGUUUUGCAGAUUGCUGUAAAUAUAUAGCUCAGCGAGGAUGUGACUUGAAAUGGAAGAACUUAGAUCAUAAAACCCCAAGGACUGUGGCUAAGGAAGGUGGCUUCAAAGCAGCAAGCAAAGAAAUACGCAAAGCUGAGCAAAUCGCUAAUAAACUUGCCAGGCCAGGAGCCAAAAAUCCUAAUCCACUCUGGGCUAUUAGACUACAUGACUGGUCCGUAGAACGUGAGACAUUCCUUCGGGAAUCCUUUUCGUUUGUGGACAGAGGCAAUGGGACAGUCAGUAAAGAGGACUUUAUUAUGGCCCUUGAGGAGAGGCAAGAUUUUGUAGACACAGAGCAGCUGAAUAUCAUAGCACAACUUCAUGAAAAAUCCCGGGGAGAAGGAGUUAACAUUAACGAUUUCUUCAAAGGAACAAAAUAUUUAAACAAGGCUUAUGUCUUGGGAUCCUAUGGGCCUAAGAAAAAGAAAAAAGGGAUAGGUAAAAAAGGAAAGAAAGGCAAAUUUGUUUUGCCUCUCCCAAUCUGCAUUAUCCCUGAGAAUGCAUUUCCACUGCGGAAAGAUGAUGGACUUCCAUGUUACAUGAUUGAAACCUACAAAAAUAUAACUGAUUGCAGUCGCUUCAACCGAGAUCAUCCACCAGAGCAUCCCAUUCAGGAUGACUCUGCUUGGUACAUAGAUGCCCCAAUGAAAAUAUAUGCAAAUAUUAAUUUUGUCACCAAGGCCGGGGACUUGGCUUCUCUGAAAAAAGCCUUUGAAUCUGGAAUACCUGUGGAUAUGAAGGAUAAUUUUUACAAAACACCACUAAUGACUGCCUGUAGAAGUGGAAACAUUGAGGCAGUCAAGUUUCUUCUGGAAAAAGGGGCUAAUGUCAAUGCAACAGACAAUUUUCUGUGGACUCCCCUUCAUUUUGCAUGCCAUGCAGGCCAACAAGAUAUUGUUGAACUGCUUGUUAACUCUGGAGCUUCAGUAGACGCAGCUUCAAUCAACAACUCAACUCCUUUAAGUAGAGCUAUUGAGAGCUGUAGACUGGAUACUGUGAAGUACCUGCUUGAUGUUGGUGCUAAAUUCCAGAUGGAAAAUAGAAGAGGACAUAAUGCCAUGGAUGUUGCAAGGGCAUAUGCUGACUAUAGAGUAAUUGAUCUGAUUAAAGAAAAGCUAGAUAACUUACCAAAACCUGCAGAAAAUCAAAAUGCAAAAGGCAAGCCCCCACCUGUUAAACUGAAGACUGAAGGCCCUGAAAUUAAAGAGGAGGAGCCACUUUCUACAAUUUACACAGUCCCGGCAAUAUUGGAGGAAAAGAAAGUGUAUAAGGAUAAUGUGGUUUACCUCAAUUCUUUGAUUACCAGUGGUUAUACCAAGAGAGUGGACAUCACAUUUGUUCCACGGAGAAUUUGGAGUCCUGAAGCCACUACAGAAGAGCUGAUCAGAAAGAGAGAAAUGAUGCGGGAGCGGUUCACCUAUGAGGUGGACUUUGAUGAUUUCAUGAUGCCAUUUCAGAAGAAUAUCAUACAGAGAGCUCGGGCAGUGGAAGCUGCCUUCAAGUAG